UGCUGGAAAGGAUCAAGAGGAAGAAGCUGUUUGGAGAGGCGGAGGCCAGUCAGCUGUUACAGAGUCUGGUCUCAGCUGUCAGCUUCAUGCACGAGGCGGGAGUCGUGCACAGAGACCUCAAACCAGAGAACGUGCUAUUUGCAGGCGAGGGGGAGGACUCGGUGCUCAAAGUAAUAGAUUUUGGGUUUGCCCGCCUGUGCCCUGCAGGCAGCGCCCCCCUGCAGACUCCCUGCUUCACGCUGCAGUACGCUGCACCUGAACUUUUCGAGAGCGCGGGAUACGACAAAGCCUGCGACCUCUGGAGUCUCGGGGUCAUCUUGUACACCAUGCUGUCAGGCCAGGUGCCAUUUCAGAGCGAGCAGCGGGGGAUGACCUCAUCAUACGCUGCUGACAUCAUGCAAAAGAUUAAGGAGGGCGAUUUCUCGUUGGAUGGGGAGGCCUGGAAGGGCGUAUCGGAGGAUGCCAAAGAGCUCGUUAAAGGUCUGCUGACGGUGGACCCGGAGAUGCGUCUCAAACUCUCGGAUCUGAAAGAGAACGGCUGGCUUCAGGGCGGAGCGUCCAUGUCCACCACUCCUCUGUGCACUCCAGAUGUGCUGGAGUCCAGUGGGCCGACUGUCCGCACUUACGUCAACGCCACCUACAAG
Plectropomus leopardus (leopard coralgrouper) is the source of this 644-nucleotide messenger RNA. NCBI's taxonomy places the organism in Eukaryota, Metazoa, Chordata, Actinopteri, Perciformes, Serranidae. The record is from RefSeq and is a predicted model, not a curated record.